UAAUUGGCUUGACUUAUCAAUUCUACAGCUUUGGUGCACGUAUAUGCAACGUGUUUCCAUAGACACAAAAAAAUCAGAUUUGUUUGCAUUUUUGGACCCGGUUCAAUUGAGUUUUGCAUCAAAGCCAGUUUCACUUCAAAAGGCGGGUAAACAAUACAUUCAAAAUAAUUUGCGUGAUCUAAACAAAGUGUGCUACUUAGCACCACAUCUUUUUGACGGGCAUUGGCAAUUAAUAAUUAUGUGUCCUACGGACAAUGUUAUAGUUUGUCUUUGUUCAUUACACCGUAAGAUACCUGAGGCAGCGAGGAAUUUUUUUACAGAUGCUUUUAAAGUUCAUCAAUUGGCAACUUUUGGUAAUAGAAAGAAGGCUACAUGGAUUUUUCCCAAAACAAGGCGACAACCUAACGGUAAUGACUGUGGAUAUUAUGUAAUGAAGAACAUGCUUGACAUUGUCACCGCUAGUAUUACAAAGAAUUGGAUGGAGGUGUUCGAUGAUCCCACGUCAUUAACCGAGGAGGAGAUGUAUGAAUUGCGAAACAACUGGGCUACUUGUUUUCUUGACCUGUACAAUCCCGAGGUAGAUUAUGUUGUUUCCGAUGAUGAGGUUUAGGAGCUAGCUAGUUACAAUAGAUUGACAUUAACUAGGAUGUUUUGAAUUGUAAUGACUUGUAUUUUGCUUGAAUGUUAUAACAUUUUGGAUUGUUUUGGUAUUUUGCUUGACUUGUAAGACUUGGUAUUUUAUUUGAAUUGUAAUGACUUUGGUACGUAA
Molecule: messenger RNA, 769 nt
Organism: Trifolium pratense (red clover)
Lineage: Eukaryota; Viridiplantae; Streptophyta; Magnoliopsida; Fabales; Fabaceae
Exons: 6
Coding region: 44-610 (188 amino acids)
Biological process (GO): proteolysis
Molecular function (GO): cysteine-type peptidase activity
Source: RefSeq, a predicted model, not a curated record